Messenger RNA from Anopheles maculipalpis, 1335 nucleotides. RefSeq names its product adenosine receptor A2b (gene AdoR). Lineage: Eukaryota; Metazoa; Arthropoda; Insecta; Diptera; Culicidae. The record is from RefSeq and is a predicted model, not a curated record. Gene Ontology annotation, cellular component: membrane. The transcript is spliced from 4 exons. Gene Ontology annotation, molecular function: G protein-coupled receptor activity. Gene Ontology annotation, biological process: adenylate cyclase-activating adrenergic receptor signaling pathway. Bases 1 to 1335 code for a protein of 444 amino acids.
AUGAAGUUCGUGGAAAAUACAUACGUAGACAUCGUUACAACAUCCGGUCGCUAUUGCGUUGGGAAGAUAAGGAACGAAUAUCCAGAUCGGACAGGAAUUAAACGGAGAAGCACGCCUAACGGACAAAUAAAUCUUCGUCUAAUGUCUCUUACGUCCAACGACACUUGCCAGUGGGUGAAUCAGUCAGAGGCAGAUGACGGUUGGCAAAAUGAUUCCACGCUACUGCCCGAUCCCGACGAGUCCGAGCCAAGGCUGAUCGUGCCUUACGCAUUGUUGGAAGCGAGCGUUGCCUUAAUGGCUAUCUUCGGCAAUACGCUGGUCAUUGUGGCGUUCAAAACCGAACGACGCUUGCGGCGGCGUACCAACUUUUACAUCGUCUCGCUAGCGUCAGCCGAUCUGCUGGUCGGUACGUUGGGCAUUCCGUUUGCAAUUCUUGCCUCCAUCGGUUUGCCAAGAAAUUUGCACGCCUGUCUGUUCACCAUCUCGCUGCUGGUGGUGCUCUGUACGAUCUCCAUCUUCUGUCUGGUGGCUGUGUCGAUCGAUCGGUACUGGGCGAUCCUGCAUCCGUUAGCCUACUCGCGCAACAUGCGCACUAAAACUACACUGUAUAUUAUAAGCAUGUGCUGGCUGGUCGGAUCAAUUAUUGGGUUUCUGCCCCUGUUCGGAUGGCACGAGGAACCGGCCGAGGAAGCGUGUCUCUUUGUGAAGGUGAUGAACUACGACUAUCUGGUGUUUCUGUACCUCGUCACAAUCAUCAUUCCUGCUGUACUGUUGCUAGCGUUCUACAUCCAUAUCUACCGUGUUAUCGUUAGACAGCGAAAACAGAUCCUGUCAGUAAAUUCCAUCGACAGUCGCCACUUCUCGUCUACCUUGGCUAGCGUGGACGAUACCAACAAUACCACCACUCAAUCGAAGCAGUGCAGCAAACGUCGGACGAAAAAGGACAACUACAACGGUACGAUGUUGCGCGUGUUACGUGCCGCACAGAAUCGUGAAGUGAAAGCCACACAGAACCUCUCCAUUAUUGUGCUGUUCUUCAUGAUCUGCUGGAUGCCACUGCACACGAUCAACUGUAUCGUUGCGUUCUGUCCGCAUUGCCAUAUUCACGCACCGGUCAUGCUGUUCGUCAUAACGCUCUCCCAUCUCAAUUCGGCACUCAAUCCGUUGCUGUACGCGUACCAUUUGAAAGAUUUUCGUGCAGCACUGAAGAAGCUGAUACUGUCCAUCUUCGGUAUCAGACCGACAGUACCGCAGCCGACGGAUUGUGUCAACUGCAUAUCAACCAUUGCGCAGCAGCAGCAACAACAGCACCACCAACUAUACCAUGUCGCGUAA